Messenger RNA from Aspergillus udagawae, 339 nucleotides. RefSeq lists its product as uncharacterized. NCBI's taxonomy places the organism in Eukaryota, Fungi, Ascomycota, Eurotiomycetes, Eurotiales, Aspergillaceae. The coding region runs from base 1 to 339 and encodes 112 amino acids. The transcript has a single exon. The record is from RefSeq and is a predicted model, not a curated record.
AUGUCUCCCAAAGGCCAGUACAAGAGAGUAUAUCUGGAGGAUAUCCUGUUCAAGGAACACAUUCAAGCACCAAAGCAGUGGCACGGCGCCCCGUUUCCCAUUAUUCGUAGAGCAAUUAGCGCUCUUGGAAGCCCUCGGAUAGGGCAUGUCCCCCUUGAGAUGAUCACGAAGCUUACGAUCCUUCGUGAUCUAUACUACUUAGAUGACGAGGAAGAGACCGAAAGAAGGCAUGGAUUGGAACGUCCGAGCAGGGAUGACGACUAUCAGGACUCUGAGGAGGAAGAGGAAGAGGACAAGAAUGAGGAGUAUGAGACUGAGGACAACGAGGGCAGGCAGUGA